This is a messenger RNA of Centruroides sculpturatus (bark scorpion), 1097 nucleotides long. RefSeq lists its product as uncharacterized. The record is from RefSeq and is a predicted model, not a curated record. Bases 56 to 379 code for a protein of 107 amino acids. NCBI's taxonomy places the organism in Eukaryota, Metazoa, Arthropoda, Arachnida, Scorpiones, Buthidae. The transcript is spliced from 4 exons.
CAGCUUCAGUCUCAAGUCAUCUUCAAGCUGAAGUCAAUGAUGAUGUUUAGUUUCCAUGUUUGUCAUGGCCGAAAAUUCACUCUCGCAGAGAUUGAAUGAAGAAAUUGAAAAGACUGAAGGAAUUAAUGGAUGGAUGGUGGGAACAGUAAUACUAUGUAUACUUGUGGUUAUCUUCUUUAUGGUGAUAAUUUAUUUAAUUAGAAGAAACUGCAUACUUCAAAAUAGUUUGAAAGACAAUUAUAGUCAACAGCUAGUAUAUAAAAAAAUGGAAACGGGGUGUGCCCCUUCAGAAGAUUUGGUAAGAGAUCAAGAAGGAAUGAUUGUAGUAUCUUAUGUAAUGCCAGUAGCUAAAAAUAAGUUUAAAAAAGUCUCAUUCUAAAAUAUUGUAAUAUAAUUUGGGGAUUUUAUAUUUAUUUCCUAUAGAGAAUUGUAUAAAAACAUUUGUAAUGUAAUUAUGUUUAUUCAUUAUGAAAAUAUCCUAAGUUUGUUCCUUUUUAUAACAUUUUAUAUGCAAAAAAAAAUAUAAAAGUUUGAAGCAUUUUAACGUCACUGAUGAAACAUCGUGCCCUAUUACCAUACAUAUAAUUUAAAAUUUUAAAUAUAACAAAUGUUUAUUUAUCAAAUGUACUCAAGUUAUAAUAAAUUAACAGUUAUAAUAAAUCUAUUAUUAUAACUGUUGCCUAUAUCCAUAACACCGUAACUGUUAUAAUCAUAAAUAGAAAUAUCAUUUUUCUAUGAAAAUAAAAUAUAUAGUUACUAAAAACUUUAGUGUCUAGUUUUGAUAAGGCUAGAAACUAUAAAAUAAGUUGUUUACAUUGUUUUUUCCAGUGAAAUUACAUCCAAAUGUUGAAUUGUUUAAACUACAUCAAAUAAUUUUUUUCCUCAAGACUGUAAAAACGCUUAGUUUUUAUGAAUUAUUUUAAUCUUUAUAGUUUCAGUUUUUUCAAUGAUGGAUUAUGUUUUAAUCCCUUUAACAAUAAAAUAAGUUAUUAACAAAGUUCCAAGGAUUAAUUAUGUUGAUUAAAUUAAAUCAAUAUUAUGAUCAUACAAAUAAUUUUGGGUCUAUGCAGAAUUAUCCUUUUUAAUUGUCCAACUAG